Messenger RNA from Pseudozyma hubeiensis SY62, 1977 nucleotides. RefSeq lists its product as hypothetical. Gene Ontology annotation, cellular component: Golgi cis cisterna; transcription factor TFIID complex; COPII-coated ER to Golgi transport vesicle. The transcript has 3 exons. The coding region runs from base 1 to 1977 and encodes 658 amino acids. The record is from RefSeq and is a predicted model, not a curated record. Gene Ontology annotation, molecular function: protein heterodimerization activity. Gene Ontology annotation, biological process: endoplasmic reticulum to Golgi vesicle-mediated transport; DNA-templated transcription initiation; retrograde transport, endosome to Golgi. Lineage: Eukaryota; Fungi; Basidiomycota; Ustilaginomycetes; Ustilaginales; Ustilaginaceae.
AUGUGUGCAUGGGUGCGUAACAAAGUGUUUGACGUGGAAGUACACUGCAGUGACGUCGACCAGAUUGCUGAGCUGGAGCCGUUGAUGAACCCUUUUGGAACAAAUUGCAAAUCGACGCGGCCAACGGGCGGGCGUGCGAGCGUUGUCCGAGUUCCGCUUCCAGCAUUCUCGCAGAUUGGCGCCGGCCUCGUGUCGUUCGGAACCUUCUUCAUCUUUGUGGGCAUCCUGCUCUUCUUUGACGCUGCACUCCUUGCGCUCGGCAACGUGCUCUUCACGGCUGGCAUUGCACUUCUCAUCGGGCCGCAGAAGACGUUCUACUUUUUCGCGAGGAAGCAAAAGAUUCGAGGCACCAUCUGCUUCUUUGCUGGCAUGUUCCUCGUCUUCUGCAAGUGGGCCGUGAUUGGAAUGGCCGUGGAAGCGUUCGGCUUCCUCAACUUGUUCGGACCGACGCUCAUUCAUGAACAUGAUUCAGAGCCUGACGCGCGCUUUUCCCGUAUUCCGAAAUUCGCGCUUGUCGGUCGUACUCGAAUCGACUCGUCUUGGUUGCCUUCCUCAUCAUCCCUUGCCCCCUGCCUCAUCGCUUCCCAGCCACUCUCCCGACCUUUGCAUCGAAACGAGAUGGCGUCGUCACCAGCUGCUAGCAGUCCUCUCGCAGCACGAACAACGUCAAACGAUGCAUCUACAUCAGCACAGAAUGCCCAGUCAAACGGCAGCAGAGAGCGUUCCAAUUCAUCCGCCCCGCUCGCCAAGCGAUUCAAGCCAGACCAUCCCGACUCAUCUGCAGCAGGUCCAUCCAUCAAUGCCGCCUCUACGUUGAACGAUGCGGGUACAGCGCAGCUUCAAAGCGGGCCCAGACCAGCCGCUGGUGCUGCUGGCGCUCCAGAUCAAAGAGACAAUUUCGACAGCCUGGUAGAUGUGAUGGGCGCAUCAGGUGUCGACUUGCAAGCCGAGGAAGAGGCAAUCCAGCGUCGAGAACUCAUGCAACAGUCCCAGAAUGCACAACAAAAGGGAGCUCAGUCCGAUGAUGACGACCUCUUCUUGCAGAUGUAUCCGCUCGCAUACAAGGUGCACACUCUUGCUCAGCAACACGGCCUCAGCGUCGAUGCUGCGGUGCUCAACUAUCUGUCGCUAGCCGCAAGAACACGCUUGAAGAACGUGCUCGAGACCAUGAUCGCAUCCUCCCGUCAUCGCAGCUGGUCUUCCCACCAACAUCCUCCGCCCCUCUAUCCGUCUACCUCUCAGCCAAUGUAUCACGAACAAAUCAUCAGCGACCCCAUCAAGCAGCUAGCAGCGCUCGAAAAGGCUGAAAGAGGCCAAGAGGCUCGCAGACGUCGCGAACGUCUGGCUCGAGAUCAAGAGUCAUCCACGCUUGCAUCAGGCUACGGCGGCGACGACGUGGAUAUGGAUGACGGCACGGGUACGUCUAAGACAGACGGAAGGAAAAGACCCAAAAAGAUGGGUCCCGGUGUGGCGGCCAGAAACAUGUCGGAGGACGUGCGCAAGAGAUUGGCGGACAGCACAGCCAUGCGUAACCUGGGUGGAGGCUCAUCCAAGUACUCUUGGCUGUCCGGAGGGUCCUCUUUCCCGAGCACAUUCAGCCCUCUCGGCGGCAAAAAGGGCAAAGCCGACGCAGGUGCCGCCGAGGAUGGCAGUACACCCAGUCGGCUUCCCAAGCCAAAGUUCGCGCCGCAACCGUCCGUAUCGAAUUGGGGCGGCUCAGGCACAGCUGACAACGGUACUGGUGCUGCUGCUGCUGCGUCGACCACAGCGUCGACAGGUGCCUGGGGCGACGUGGCUGCACGACAGGCGGCGAAAGAGGAGGAGGAGAGGCAGGCAAGACUCAAGGUGACCUUGCGAGACGCUCUCUUCGCACUCGAGUACGAGCGGAAGGCUGGCGUAGGAUACGGAAGUGGCGAGACGCUGUUGUACAGGAUACGUGCGGGUGGGGAGCAAAUGCUGAAAACCAAGGAGACAUAG